Corylus avellana is the source of this 698-nucleotide messenger RNA. RefSeq names its product transcription factor bHLH35-like protein. The record is from RefSeq and is a predicted model, not a curated record. Lineage: Eukaryota; Viridiplantae; Streptophyta; Magnoliopsida; Fagales; Betulaceae. Gene Ontology annotation, molecular function: DNA-binding transcription factor activity; sequence-specific DNA binding. Gene Ontology annotation, cellular component: nucleus. Gene Ontology annotation, biological process: regulation of DNA-templated transcription.
CAAAUAAACUCACUUUAAUACUCUCUCUCUCUCUCUCUUUUCCGAUUCUAUAAAAGCAAGCCUACAAUAACCAAACCUUGCUUUAAACAUUUUAAUUAGACACAUAGAGAGAGAGAGAGAGAAUGGCUUCAAUGCUGCAAAAGAGGAUAGCAUUGCGCAGAAAGAUUCACAUCCUUCGAGCCCAUACAAUCUCCAAAUCUCUCAAACUCAAACUGGAGGCAUUCAAAAGAGAGUACUCCAACCUCAUGGCUAUCAAAAGAGAAUACCUAAAGCUAAUGAUGCAAAUCAAGAUGCCUACUAAGGAUGUGGAAGUGCAGAAGAUAGGGCAGGGAUUUCUUGUGAGGGUGAACUGUGAGAAAGGAACAGAUAGGCUGGUGACGAUCUUAGAGGCAUUUGAUGAGAUGGGUCUCAAUGUUCAGCAAGCUAGAGUUUCAUGCAGCAAUGUUUUUGCACUGGAAGCCAUUGCUGCAUCACAAGAUCAAGCUCUGGGUGUAAAAGAAGUAACUAAUGCUCUUCUAAGGACUAUUGAAAAGAAUAAUGGAGGAGAGGCGACACAUUGAUGAAGAAGAAGCUUCGACAUUGUAAUAUUGUAUCUUACUUUCCGUCAUUUUGUCUUGUGAUUUGAAGAUUUGUCACUCUCGUUAAGAAGGCCAAAAAUCGGAUUGGGAAUAUAUAAAGUAACACUAGAAGUUUGCACA